UUCCCGCGCACCGUCAGCGCCGCGUCAGGAGAAGGCGGCAGCAGCAGCAGCGGCGGCGGUGGCGGCAGUGAAGUCGGCGGUGUGAGCCGCCUCCCCAGGGGGCCAUCCGCAUCCUUCCCGUCGCCGCUACCGAUGCUGCCACAGCCCUGACUGCUGCUACUGCUGCUGCUACUGCGGCUCUUAGCGCCGGUGAUUGACCCCACGACCGCCCGUUCGGAGCCCUGGCGCUGGGCCAGCGCCUCCAUUUUGAGGCUGCUGCGGGUUCGAAUCGAGUUUGAUUUGUAAUUGACUCCUUUAUUUAGUCACUCUUUUGGGCCCGCUCGUCUUCGGCAAGCGACUGUCGUCGUCGUCCUCGACUGCUGCUGUGCCCCAUGGCGUGCGCUGGGUGCCGCUGGACGGGACGCGUGGUGGUGCGUGGGGCCCUGUCCCACGGCGGGCAGGUUUUUGGUUCAACGCCACGAGUGCAUUCUGGCCGAACACCGAGUCCAGGACAGAUCUUUGCGGUCCGUGCAUUUCCUGUCCGUGUGUUCUCGAUCUCCACGGUGCUGGACAAACAGAAAGAGACAGACGGCACAGGGAAGGAGCCCGGUGUGACUGAAGGGAGUAAGAAACCUGUAGGAGAUUCGAAUGGAGGGAAGAAGAGCGCAGGAGCCUCUGGAAAGGGCGGAAGCAAUCAGCUGCGCUGCCCCAAGUGUGGCGAGUUGUGCACUCACGUGGAGACCUUCGUGUCGUCAAGUCGAUUUGUCAAGUGUGAGAAGUGUCAUCACUUUUUCGUGGUGCUCUCGGAAACGGACUCGCGCAAGAGCUUCAAGGAGCCCGAGUCGGCAGCAGAGGCAGCCAAGCUAGCCUUCCAGCAGAAGCCCCCGCCACCGCCCAAGAAGAUUUAUGACUUCCUGGACAAGUUUGUGGUUGGGCAGUCGUACGCCAAGAAGGUGCUGGCCGUGGCUGUGUACAACCACUAUAAGCGCAUCUACAACAACAUCCCCGCACCCGGCCGUCAAUCCAGCGAGGCUCUGGAGAGCAAGCAAGUUCCGCUUUCCCCGCGAGAGCUCGAAGUGAGGAGAAGAGAGGAUGAGUACAGGUUUGCAAGAAGGUAUAGGAGCAGUAGGAAGGGCAGGCUAGGAUGGAGAGGGCAGCAACAGCAGCUCACAUUUCAGGAGCUGUUGCAGAUCUCUGGGAUCGGCCUUCACAGCAAUGCGUUGGGGGCGUCAGCGCAGCAGCAGGCGGCGGCGGCCGCGGCGGCAGCAGCAGCGGGGACCGGACAGCAGCCGGGGGCGCCCCCGGCGGCUGCAGCAGCAGCGACAGCAGCAGGAGACAAGGGGCCGGAGGGGGGCCCGGCUCCGCCGCGCGAGCGCCGCGCCAGCGACGUGCUGGACGCACCCACGCACGACAUCCGCCUGGAGAAGAGCAACAUCGUGCUGCUCGGCCCCACCGGCUCCGGAAAGACCCUGCUGGCUCAGACGCUGGCUCGAUGCCUGGACGUUCCUUUUGCCAUCUGCGACUGCACCACGCUAACACAGGCGGGUUAUGUGGGAGAAGACAUCGAGUCUGUGAUCGCCAAGCUGCUGCAGGAUGCAAACUACAGCGUGGAGAAGGCACAGCAAGGCAUCGUGUUUCUGGACGAGGUGGACAAGAUCGGCAGUGUGCCAGGCAUCCACCAGCUCAGGGAUGUUGGUGGGGAGGGUGUGCAGCAGGGCCUGCUCAAGAUGCUGGAGGGGACGGUGGUGAACGUCCCCGAGAGGAAUUCGCGCAAGCUGCGUGGAGAAACUGUGCAGGUGGACACCACCAACAUCCUGUUUGUGGCCUCCGGUGCCUUCAACGGCCUCGACCGCAUCAUUAGCCGCCGCAAGAAUGAGAAGUAUCUGGGCUUCGGCACGGUGAGCGUGGGCGCUGGGCGGCGCGCGGCCGCCGACGCCGGGCGGGCACACGGCAGCGCGAGCGGCGACGGCAGCGCCGUGCAGGAGCAGGAGGAGCGCGACCGGCUGCUGCGCAACGUGGAGGCGCGCGACCUCAUCGAGUUCGGCAUGAUCCCCGAGUUCGUGGGCCGCUUCCCUGUCGUGGUGCCGCUGCACUCGCUCGAUGAGGCCAUGCUGGUGCGCAUCCUCACGGAGCCGCGCAACGCGCUCAUCCCACAGUACCAGGCGCUCUUCAGCAUGGACAAGUGCGAACUCACCGUGUCGACGGACGCGCUUCAUGCCAUCGCUCGUAUGGCGCUCGACCGGAAAACCGGGGCACGAGGUCUGCGCUCCAUCAUGGAGACCCUGCUGCUUGAUCCUAUGUUUGAUGUGCCGUGCUCGGACAUCAUGGGAGUUCAGCUGGACAAGGAUGUGGUGGAUGGCAAGAAGCAGCCCUCCUAUAUAAGAGCGCCUCCCAAGGACUCGACGGAUGAUGACUGUGACUCGGGGGUAGAAGAUGACAAUUGGCAGAGACAGCGCGAUGCUGCGAACAACUGAAUGCUUUACAGAUGCCUGCUCCACAGGGCCUGUUAGCACCACCCUCUGGCAUAGCUAUAACCUCCCCUUUCGUAAUCAGCCCUGAGCCAUAUAUGGAUAAACAAUGGUGGCACAGUUAGGGGAUGGCCUCGAUAAGCAUUCGACAGUCUGCACGAUCCAAUGUGCUGUAAAAUGUUCACACGCUUGUUCUCUACCACCACAGGUGUUGUUUCUCAAGUGUCAUUACAAUGUAAACAAUUCAUAAGCAGUACUUUAUUCUUAUCAGAGAAAAAAGGCACGAUCUAUGCAUUGUUAAUUUGUUUUCAAAAUGUGUCACUGCAUUACCAAAAAUGACAUUGCUAUUUCAUUAGUAUCCUACUGUUGUUCCAAUUAUGAGUACUAAACAAGCAUUGGACUGAAUAUACUGGCAUACAGUGGGGAAAAUUACUUUGUAAUUAAGGUACUUUGUUUCAGCACCCCGACUCAAGUCCGUGGAGACGUCAUCUAGACACAAUGGCCUUUACGAAGCUCUGUCAUGGUCUAGGUACGUCUCCGUCCCUUUAAUGUAGAGCAGAAUAUGUUUGCACGAGUGCAGGUUAAGAUAUGUAUCCAUGCCACAGCAAGCAGCGUUGUAAAAUAAUGUUAUUUUAAAAUAUUUUCACUGUUUUUCUUUGAAACUUAAUGUGUUCAGAAUAUUUUCUUUUGUAUCCAGGGUUUCAUAAAUACCUGUAAGCCUGGAUUUUCAGAACUGUUGGACUAUUGUUUAUUUUUGUCUUCUAAAUGCUCUCUAGGUCUCCAAAAGGUGCAUUGUAAAUUGGGACUUGUCAGUUUGAUAUAUAUUCAAAUGAAAUUGGUUUUGAUGUCCACAUGUUUUCUUUGCAGCCUCAAUUGCGACUGUGUACUUCGUGUUGGUAAUACCGAUAUUAACGUGUGCCACAUGCAAUCCCACCCAAUAAGAAACAUGGAAAAGUAGGCAACAAAAAUACUUUAAGAAUUAUAUUUAGGUUGUAUUAAAAAAAAUACGAAGCCUUCUCCCCGCAUUGUUUUCCCUCAGUGAUACUGUACAAUUGUACACGAUGUGAAAAUAUGGACAGUUAAAAGAAAUGUCUUAUUCUACACACAUUUAAUUUGAUUGACCAGCAUUUGUUGAAAAUACAUGGAUAUUUAGUCCAGACAUGUGUUUUGAAAUGUUGCAUUUUUUUAAACCAGUAAUUCCCAUUUUCUUAAGUGACCUGUGCAAACCAGAGUAAUUAUGUACACUGACCUUACGUUUCUCCGCAAGCGUUGUCUUGUUUUGUCAAAACAGAUGAUUAAAUGUAAAAUCAGUGCUGCUUCCGGACAUUAAGGAAACCACAGUUUGUCACAAUUUACCUAAAUGGGUAGCUUGGAUGUUGUGAGUCUGUAAGCUUGGUAGGGUUAUGGUUUCCGUGGGUAAAAAUCAAGAACCACAUUCACCACAAAAAUGUUGAGAUAAAAAUUUCAGAAAAAAAUGCCAUCAGAAAUAAAAUGAAACGUCAGUAAUUUUAUAAUAGGUGCAUUUAGAGGUUACAAUAUCAAUAUGUUAAUAACAGGGAGUGUAUUCUUUUAAUAUUCAAUUUUCAAAUUGGUUAUGUUAAUCUAAACGAGGUUGUUGCCGAUGGUCUAGGUGAUGUUUGUAGAAAGAAACCUAUCAAAACAUUUGGACGUUUGACGGAUUUGCAUGCACACUGCGUCAUCGUGGUUUCAAAUGCUGUAAGUUGAGAGCCGCAGGUGUGGGACACUCGGAAUGAGACUGCGAUUUCAGACGAUGGAGGAGGCGCCUAUCAGCUGCGCAAACUUUGUGCAGUCGUGAGAGCUCUGUUUGAAAUAGUUUUCUCAAGGUGCCAGGACAAUGGUGUGAACGCAUUCAAAGAUUGCAAAUCUACACAAGUGCUGCAGUGAUUGUGUAACCACGAUUGGUUUUCAGCUCACUUGGUAGGCAUUUUAUGAAUAGUACUUUUAUAACAGUGACCCAACAAAUGUAAAACGUUUAGUGUUGCACUAGCGAGGAGUGUGUUUUAAGUUACAAUUGCUGUUCUGUUUCAAAUGAACUGAUACUUGUUUCCCAAAGGUCAUCUGUGUACUUUAACAACGUGUACAUGCAAAACCACAGGUUGAUUGUGUAACUUAUAUUUUACCCCCAUUGUAAAGGUGGUUUUAAUUCUUACUGUUGGGGUCUUGUCAUGAGUAGUAUGGCAACUAAAAGGUAUAUCGAACUGGUUUUUCUGAGUGAAAGUAUUUCAUUCAAUGUGUAUGUAGCUGGAUAAAUGGUUUGAUUUUGGUGAAUUCAGUGUUAAACACAUGCAUCUCUUUAAAAAUAAAAAGCUGUGCAUGUAAAGCUCAUGUAUAAUGCUUUUUGUACUGUAAAAAGGUGCAAUAAAAUUUAGCUGGUUUAA
Lethenteron reissneri (Far Eastern brook lamprey) is the source of this 4846-nucleotide messenger RNA. RefSeq names its product caseinolytic mitochondrial matrix peptidase chaperone subunit X (gene CLPX). Gene Ontology annotation, biological process: protein folding. NCBI's taxonomy places the organism in Eukaryota, Metazoa, Chordata, Hyperoartia, Petromyzontiformes, Petromyzontidae. Gene Ontology annotation, cellular component: mitochondrial matrix. Gene Ontology annotation, molecular function: ATP binding; ATP hydrolysis activity; ATP-dependent protein folding chaperone. The record is from RefSeq and is a predicted model, not a curated record.